GACACGACCGCGGGGAGGAGAACGACCGGCAGCUGGGGGGAUUCCGGGGCCACGGCAGGAGGCGCAGGAAGGAGUCGGGACGUUUCGGAGGCGCGGAGACGAGCCAACCAUGCUACCUCCUCCUUUUCUCCUCCCCGGUGUGACACACGGGAGCCGUGUGUCUGGGUGGCUGUUGGAGAAGGGCGUUGUUCCGCCGCCCUGCGCCGCGGCUGCUUUCGGCUCCUCGCCGGUUCAGAGCGGUAAAAAACGGACAGUACAAAGGACUACCGGUGCUUGCGCGCUGCCACGGCCACACCUAACUCAACGCGGCGCAGCCUUUGUGCGAGCGUUUGGCCUGCGCGACGCACCCGGAAGUGGCGGAGGGGUGUGCGAGAGGGCUCGUGAGGUGAGCGGACUCUGUGCCCCCGAAGCGCUUCGCGAACCAUCGUCGGACCCCGUGCCUUGCCGCAUCAUUUCUCGUUUUGGAUACAAUUCAACGUGGACGGAGGCAUCUGAUCAUCAAGUGGAAACUCACUCUUGUUUUAGCAGCAAUUCACUUUGGAUCCACGCGUCGGAAUCGACUGACAUUUUAAAUUCCGCUGCCUUCAGUGUUAUCCAGCAUUCAAGUUAUAGACACCAAAAGGCAUAUGAAGAUGAUGAUGAUGAUGAUUGUGAUGGUAUUGGUGGUGGUUGGAGCAGGGUUAGGAGCAGAGCUGCUAAAGGUUCUCAUUUGGUCAGGCGAAGUGUUAUCGACGCAAAUGACAUCCGAGUCGCGGCUCAGGGAGGUUUCUGGCCCAAGUGCGUUAGGGGGCAGACGAAAGACUGGUUAGGGGUGGAGGAAGAGGACGGAUGUAGUGCACCGGCAAUGUUUAGGUCCCGAGAAAUGGGUGAGAGCAGGGCUGGAAGAGGAGGAGGGGUGAGCCAAGGCAACAAACGCAUUAACUUAUCUAAUUAUGCGGAUAAUGAUUUGGCUUUUGUGAGACCGACUCGACAAUGUCGGGCCGAUAAUGAAAGGAAAGCUGCGGCUGCAACCGGGAGACGGAGCGAAGUGAGGGGAGAGAAGAGGGACGCUACCAGCAGUUGUUGCAAUUUGAAGAGACGAGGAACAUGUUGUGGAUUGUUAGCUGAGUUUAAUUUUCUCCUGGGAGGGAGGACUCGGGGGAAUCCCAUCCUUCAAUUUCGACUAGACGGCAUCAGAGAGGUAGACGAUCACUGUUCUCUUUGUAACAAAUUUCAUCAAAGCUUACAAAUAAGGCAUGAUGCAGAAAUUGAACCCGCUCAACUUUUCCUUACGUCUGUUGAUAAAGUUAAAGCAACUUCAGGGGCAGCUGAGUCAGCAUUUUCUAUGCAAGCGACGUUUCCCGUUCACUCAACCAAGCUAAGUCCUUUUUUGCAGCAUGAUUUUAUUUUCGCGAAACAUCCCCCCUUGCCUUCACAAAUCAACCUAACCACUUGGUCGAAUGAAAUUCCUAUUUUGCCUGUCUCUGCGGGAAACAAGUGGGAUUCAUCACUUGAGAUCGCUCCCCUGAAUAUUGGAGUUAUGUGGCGGGGCUUUAACAUGAAUGGUAAUAACAACAAUGAAGAAGAGGAGGCGGGGAAGGCAAUGCACGUUUUCGGUGAAUCAGAACUAACUACGUCCAGUGAGCAAGGGCUGUUAGAUGAUGUCAGACCAUCAGAAAGGCGGCAGAUGGGGGUUGAGGGAGGAGAGAGGAGGGAGGGCGAGGCUGAGGGGGACGGUCUGGAGGGCCCUGCUAGGGGAAGAAAAUUACAGGUGGGGGAGGGCGAGUUAAUGGGAGGGAGAGGACCGUGGGGAGAAGAGGAGGAUGAGAGGCAAAGUGAAAGCGGGACAACAAAGCCGGGCCAAGCUGAGGAGAGAGCGGUAGAGGGAGGGAAGGGUCAGGAUAGGUUCAGUAGCACUGCCACUGUCACACAGUCAGAUAUGGAAAGAUGGAAGAAAGAGAGCCAGGCUGAUGAAAGCCACGAGGGUGAGCCGGAGGGGGAAGCCAACAAGAGGCGCAGUUCAAGGGCAGAGAGGAGCCUGGAAAGGCUGAUAAUAGAAGCAGAUGAUGAGACCUCGCUGGAAGAAAGGGUGGACAAGGUUUUCAUGCCGUGGUCUCGCCCUCGACGGGCAGCUAACAGACAUCCUCAUUUCUCCCUGUAUAACUACCAAGUACAAGUAGCCGAGAACCAGCCACCCGGGACCUCGGUAAUUGUCAUGUCUGCCUCAGACCCCGAUGCAGGGGAUGCAGGCAGGGUGAGCUACAGCAUGGCCCCACUGAUGAAUAGCCGGUCGUCAGACUAUUUCCACAUCCACCCCGAUACUGGCCUCAUCACCUCCACGCAGAUUUUAGAUCGAGAACACAUGGAUCUGCAUUAUUUCCGGAUCACGGGAACUGACCGUGGCUCCCCUCGUCUAUCCGGCACCACCAUGGUCGCCAUCACGGUUGCGGAUCGCAAUGAUCACUCUCCUAUUUUUGAGCAGACAGAGUACCGGGAGACCAUCAGGGAGAAUGUGGAGGAAGGGUACCCCAUCCUUCAGUUAAGAGCCACAGAUUUAGAUUCCCCGUCCAAUGCCAACAUUCGUUACCGCUUUGUCGGCGACUCCGCCGCAAUCGGGAGAGGCGCUUUUGAGAUAGACCCGCGAUCCGGACUCAUCACAACCCGUGGAGUUGUGGACAGAGAGACGAACGAGCACUACACGCUCCAGGUGGAAGCCAGUGACCAGGGCAAGGAACCGGGCGCACGCUCGGCCACGGUUCAAGUGUUCAUUGCCGUUUUGGAUGAAAAUGACAACGUGCCACAGUUCAGCGAGAAGCGUUACGUGGUGGCCGUCAAGGAGGAUGUGAGACCUCACUCGGAGAUACUCCGCGUCAGUGCCACCGACCAUGACAAAGACGGUAACGCGGCGGUUCACUACAACAUCAUCAGUGGGAACAGCCGCGGCCAGUUUUCCAUCGACAGCGUCACGGGCGAGAUCCAGGUGGUGGCGCCUCUGGAUUACGAGGCCGAGCGGGAGUACACGCUCCGUGUCCGCGCGCAAGACAACGGCCGACCGCCGCUUUCCAACAAUACCGGCAUUGUGAGCGUCCAGGUGACCGACGUCAAUGACAACCCGCCCAUCUUUGUCUCCACGCCAUUUCAAGCAUCUGUGCUUGAGAGCUCGCCCGUCGGAAGCUCUAUCCUUCACAUCCAAGCCAUCGAUACCGACGCUGGCGACAACGCGCGUCUGGAAUACAGAUUAACCGGCACCAGUUCCGACACGCCGUUCGUUAUCAAUUCUGCCACGGGCUGGGUCACCGUCAAGUCCAUUCUUGACAGAGAAUCCGUCGAACACUAUUUCUUUGGUGUGGAGGCCAGGGAUUACGGAAUGCCCCCUCUUUCUGCCACAGCAAGUGUGACAAUAACAGUUAUGGACGUUAAUGAUAACCACCCAGAGUUUUUGCAAAAAGAAUAUUAUGCCCGCCUGAAUGAGGACGCCGUGGUUGGAACGAGUGUGGUCACUGUCACGGCGAUGGAUCGGGAUGUCAACAGUGCGGUGACUUAUCAGAUAACGGGUGGGAACACCAGGAACCGCUUUGCCAUCAGCACCGCGGGGGGUGCCGGCCUGCUUUCCUUAGCCCUCCCACUGGACUACAAACAAGAGCGGCGCUACGUUUUAACAGUCACCGCUUCGGAUCGCACGCUCCACGACACCUGUCAGGUGCACAUCAACAUCACUGAUGCCAACACGCAUCGGCCCGUGUUCCAGAGCGCGCACUACUCUGUUAGCGUGAAUGAGGACCGGCCAGCUGGGAGCACCGUGGUUGUCAUCAGCGCAACAGAUGACGACGUCGGUGAAAAUGCCCGCAUCACAUACUUGCUGGAGGAUAACAUCCCUCAGUUCCGCAUCGAUCCUGCAUCGGGGGCGAUCACGCUACAGGCGGAGCUUGAUUAUGAGGACCAGAUGACCUACACGUUGGCUAUAACGGCCAAGGACAACGGCAUCCCGCAGAAAUCGGAUACGACGUACGUGGAGGUGAAUGUCAAUGACGUGAACGACAACGCGCCUCAGUUCCUCAGCCCCAGAUACCAGGGAACCGUGAGAGAAGACGCCCCUCCCUUCACCAGCGUCCUCCAAAUCUCAGCCACCGACCGGGACGCGCACGCCAACGGUCGCGUCCAGUACACCUUCCAAAAUGGUGAGGAUGGAGAUGGAGACUUUACCAUCGAACCGACGUCUGGCAUCGUGCGGACCGUCCGCCGGUUGGACCGCGAAAGCGUGCCGUUUUACGAGCUCACCGCGUAUGCCGUCGACCGAGGUGUACCGCCUCAGCGAACGCCAGUCCACAUCCAAGUGACCGUUCUCGACGUGAAUGAUAAUGCCCCGGUCUUCCCUGCUGAUGACUUUGAGGUUCUGGUGAGGGAAAACAGCGCCGUGGGCUCUGUGGUUGCCCAGAUCACUGCCACAGACCCGGACGAGGGUGCCAAUGCCCAAAUUAUGUACCAAAUUGUAGAGGGCAACAUUCCCGAGAUAUUCCAGAUGGACAUCUUCUCAGGGGAGCUGACAUCACUUAUUGAUCUCGACUAUGAGGCUCGCAACGAGUACGUCAUCGUAGUCCAGGCCACCUCGGCUCCUCUCGUCAGCCGGGCUACUGUACGCAUCAAAUUGGUGGAUCAGAAUGACAACAAACCCACUCUGCUGGACUUCCAAAUUAUCUUCAACAACUUUGUAUCAAACCGUUCCAACAGCUUCCCCAACGGGAUCAUCGGCAGAGUCCCCGCCAAUGAUCCCGAUGUGUCGGACCGGUUGUACUACACAAUUGACAGGGGGAACGAUCUUCACCUGCUGUUGCUCAAUCACACCAGCGGGGAGAUCCGGCUGAGCCGUAAACUGGAUAAUAACAGGCCGCUGGUGGCUCCCAUGCUGAUCACUGUCACAGAUGGCGUUCACAGCAUUUCGGCGCACUGCGUUCUACGUGUGCUCAUCAUUACCGAGGACAUGCUGGGCAGCAGCGUCACCGUCCGCCUGCAGAACAUGUCCCAGGAGCACUUCCUCUCACCGCUGCUGGGUCACUUCCUGGAGGGUGUGUCGGCGGUUCUCUCUGUGCCCGUCGAGGACGUCUUUGUGUUCAACAUCCAGCCGGACAUGGAUGCGGCUCCGAGAGGGAUCCUGAAUGUGAGCUUUUCCGCGGCGCUACCAGGGGGACACUUCUUUCCUUCCGAGGCCCUGGAGGAACAACUGUACCUGAACAGGCCGCGGCUGACCUCGCUCACACAGAUGGAGGUCCUUCCAUUUGAUGACAACGUGUGUCUACGUGAGCCGUGUCAGAACUACAUGAAGUGCAUCUCCGUGCUGCGCUUCAAUAGCUCCGCCCCCUUCAUUUCCUCCCCCUCCAUCCUGUUCCGGCCCAUUCACCCCAUCGCCGGCCUGCGCUGCCGCUGUCCUGUGGGCUUCACCGGUGACUACUGCGAAACCGAGAUCAAUCUUUGCUAUUCCAACCCUUGCCUGAACGGAGGGGUGUGCACCCGCAAAGAGGGAGGGUACACGUGCAUCUGCCGUGAGGACUACACCGGUGACCAAUGCGAAUUUGACCGGCGACGUGGCGGCUGCGUGCCGGGCGUGUGUCGUAACGGAGGAACGUGUCGGGAGCUCUCGGGUGGCGGCUUCCGCUGCGAGUGUCCUGCCGGCGGGUACGAGCGACCGUACUGCACCGUCACCUCCCGCUCCUUCCCCCCAAAGACCUUCGCCAUGUUCCGGGGCCUCAGACAGCGGUUUCACCUCUCCAUCUCCUUAACUUUUGCAACACUUGAGAGCAGCGGUCUUCUGUUCUACAAUGGACGCUUCAACGAGAAGCAUGACUUUCUUGCCCUGGAGAUCCAAGAGGGUCAAGUGGUGCUCAAAUAUUCCACCGGUGAAUCGUCCACCCUGGUGAGUCCUUUCCUGCCUGGAGGUGUGAGUGAUGGGGAAUGGCACACAGUUCACAUCCACUAUUACAACAAGCCAGCUAUACGCUAUCCGAGGCGCAGCACAAGUGGCGAGGCCCAGGGUCCCUCAGAUGAGAAGAUUGCAGUUGUGAGCAUUGACGACUGCGAUACAGCCUUGUCACUCCGCUUUGGCACCCAGCUUGGAAAUUACAGCUGUGCUGCUCAGGGCAAACAGACCAGCAGCAAGAAGUCUCUUGACCUGACUGGUCCAUUGUUCCUGGGUGGGGUUCCCAACGUUCCGGACAACUUCCCAUUUGGCACAAGGGAGUUCAUCGGCUGUAUGAAGGAGCUGCACAUUGACAACAAACCGCUGGACCUGGCCGGGUUUAUUGCUAACAAUGGAACACUGCCAGGCUGCAGCGCCAAACUUCCAUUCUGCAAGUCCAAUCCCUGCCAGAACGGUGGGACCUGCCGGGUCAGCUGGGAGACAUUUUCUUGUGACUGUACUCUCGGUUAUGGCGGGAAAGAUUGCAGCCACGUGAUGCCACACCCCCAUCGCUUCCUGGGAAACAGCGCCCUCUGGUGGGAUCUAAAGAACGACGUGACCAUCUCCACACCCUGGUACCUGGGCUUAGUGUUCCGAACCAGAGCCCGAGACGGGACGCUGCUUCAGGCCCAAGCCGGCCAAUACACCAGCCUGCUAUUCCAGGUGACGAAUGGUCAGCUAGUGUUCUCCGUGACUCGAGGAUCUACCAGACCAGUGAGGUUGAGGCUGGAUCAGGUUCAGGUGGCAGAUGGGCGGUGGCAUGACGUCCAACUGGAGCUACGGGACGUUCGCAGUGGCCGUGAAACUCGCUACGUCGCCACACUCCGCCUUGACUUUGGACUUUAUCAAGGAACAGCAAUAGUAGGAAAUGACAUUCAUGGAUUGAAGGUCAAACAUCUGCAUGUGGGAGGAGUGUUGGGCUCUGGAGAGGUCCAGAAUGGGAUCAGAGGAUGCAUACAGGGUGUUCGUUUGGGUGUGAGACCGGACGGCCCUCCCCUGCCGCGCCCCUCCAGAACUGUCAAAGUCGACAUCGGCUGCAACGUCGGUAACCCUUGCAUCUCAUCUCCGUGUCCCGCCCACAGCCACUGUUCGGACCAAUGGGAGCGGCACACUUGCAUAUGUGAACCUGGUUACUAUGGCAAAGGCUGCACUGAUGCUUGCCAUUUGAAUCCUUGCGAAAACGACGCUCGGUGCCACAGGAUGCCCAGCUCGUCACAUGGAUACAUCUGUGACUGUGGUGACAACCACUAUGGACAGUACUGCCAACACAGGAUUGACCACCAGUGUCCCAGAGGUUGGUGGGGGUCUCCCACCUGCGGGCCUUGUCAUUGUGAUGUCAAUAACGGCUUCGACCCCAACUGCAACAAGACAAGUGGACACUGUCGCUGCAAGGAGUUUCACUACCGUCCGCGGGGCUCAGACAGCUGCCUGCCCUGCGACUGCUACCCCAUCGGCUCCUUCUCACGAACAUGUGACCCAGAGACCGGCCAGUGUCCGUGCAGGCCCGGCGUGAUUGGUCGCCAGUGCAACAUGUGUGACAACCCGUUUGCGGAGGUGACAAACUCAGGGUGUGAAGUCAUUUAUGACGGCUGCCCAAAAACCAUCACUCAGGGGAUCUGGUGGCCGCGGACCAAGUUCAACCUGCCUGCUGCAGUGCCAUGCCCGAAAGGUUCUGUUGGGGCCGCCAUCAGACACUGUGAUGUUGAGAGAGGCUGGAUGGAGCCAGACCUUUACAACUGCACCUCCCCUCCAUUUGUGGAACUCAAUGCUGCUCUGGAUUCACUUGAGCGCAACGAGACGGAGCUGAACACAAUCAUGGAGAAGAAGCUCGCAUACCAACUCCGCGAUGUCACGGAAGCGACGGGCCGCCUCUACGGGAAUGAUUUGCUCAUCGCGGAGCGACUACUGUCACGCCUCCUCACUUUCGAAACUCUACAAAGUGGCUUUGGACUCACCGCUACUCAAGAUGCGCACUUUAAUGAGAACAUUUUGCGAGGCUGCAGUGUGCUGUUGGCUCCGGGAACAGAGGGGCUAUGGCGCGCCCUCGCCCAGGGUCAGAACCACAUCUUAAGCGGUCCGGCUGAAUUGUCGCAGCUGCUGGAGCAGUAUACGCAGAAUCUGGCCCAAAACAUGAAGCUCACCUACCUCAACCCCGUGGCGCUGGUGGCUCCCAAUAUUGUCAUGAAUCUGGAUCGGGUGGAAAAUCACACCCAUGUGCGGCGACGUUUCCCACGUUACCAUACAACAAUGUUUCGGAGUCAGGCCGUGUGGGAUCCCUACACCCAUGUGAUCUUGCCGCCCGCUGCACUGAUGCCGCAACGGCAACAGCAACACAACUGGAAGGAAAAGGAGCGCGCAGAGAAAGAACACCUCCCGCCCUCGAACGCUGUCCAAGUGCCGGUCGGCUUCUCUGCCAAUCAGACAGGAUACAUCGCAGCCCGGCGCGCAGUUGAACCGCCCAUCACCAUCGUCAUUUUGCUCAUCUAUCGCAGUCUGGGCGGAGCGCUCCCUCCCAAAUAUCAUACAGACAGACGAGGAGUGAGACUUCCCAGACACCCAGUUAUGAACUCCCCAGUGGUGACCAUCUCCGUCUACAACAAUCAAACUUUUGUGGGCGGACAUUUGGACCAGCCCAUCCUACUGGAGUUUAAACUACUGGAAACGGCCAAUCGCAGCAAGCCGCUGUGUGUGCAGUGGAACCACAGCAGCCAGUGUGAGAUCGGAGGCUGCUGGACAGUGAGGGACUGCAUGGUGGUGUACAGGAACACCUCACAUGUCCGCUGUCAGUGUCAAAGGCUUGGCACCUUCGGAGUGCUGAUGGACAGUUCACAGAGAGAGCAGUUGGAGGGCGAUCUGGAAACGCUCGCCUUGAUCACUUAUUCCUCUCUGGUGCUGUCCAUGCUGGCUCUGCUCCUCACCGUCCUGGUGCUGUCCUGCCUCCGAGGCCUCAAGUCCAACAUCAGGAGCAUCCAUUCCAACACGGCGGCGGCCAUGUUUUUGUCAGAGCUUGUGUUUCUGCUGGGCGUCAAUCAGACCGAACAACAGUUCCUGUGCACGGUGGUGGCCAUCCUCAUGCAUUACUUCUUCAUGUCCACAUUCGCCUGGAUGUUUGUGGAGGGCCUUCACAUCUACCGCAUGCAGACGGAGCAACGCAACAUCAACUUUGGCGCCAUGAGGUUCUACUACGCCAUCGGCUGGGGCGUGCCAGCCAUUAUCACUGGUCUGGCAGUGGGCUUGGAUCCAGAAGGUUAUGGAAACCCAGAUUUCUGUUGGAUCUCCAUCUAUGACAAGCUCAUCUGGAGCUUUGCCGGUCCAAUCGCCAUUGUCAUAUUGAUGAAUGGCGGCAUUUUCAUGAUUGUCACCAAGAUGUCUUGUAACACCUCUCAGAAGGAGACCAAGAAGCUUCCUGUCAUUGCAACCAUCCGCAACGCCUUCCUGCUAUUGAUGGUGGCCACCUCCACCUGGCUUUGUGGUUUAAUGGCUGUGAACAACAGCAUCUUGGCUUUCUACUAUAUUUUUGACAUCCUCUGUUUAGUGCAGGGUCUGUCAGUGUUGCUGGUGUUCACCGUGUUCAACUCUGAGGUGAAAGAGGCUUGGCAGGUGGCCUGUUUAGGGAAAAAGAGCCCCGGAGAAGAGCCGCCAAGGCCAACAUCGAAUGCUGCCCAAAAUCCCUAUCACAAUGCUUCACUCCUUGAGCAGAGUGGGCUUCAUCGCAUCACGCUGGGAGCAUCCACCAUUUCCUCUGUCAGCUCCGCCAGAGAGAAUCUUUUAGCGCGCCAAACUCUGGAACAAAGCAUUGUUCAAACCGGGGCAACGGACCUGGAUGUCGCCAUGUUCCACAGAGAUGGAGGUAAACAACCCGAAAGCGCUUCAAUAAGCACAGGUCAACAAAUUCCGUUUAUGAAGUGCAGACACACACACGCACCAGGUGAAGAUUCCGACAGUGAUUCCGACCUCUCGAUGGAGGAGGAGCGCAGUCUGUCCAUCCCGUCAUCGGAGAGCGAGGACAACGUCCGCCUACGCGGGCGCAUCCAGCGGCGUUUCAAGCGAUCCAAUCACGGCGAGCGUCUGCUCACUGAGCCCACCCACAAUGGUACCAAAGAUCUGGAUGGCAACGACCUCUUGUCCUAUUGGCCCGCGUUGGAGGAAUGCGAAAAACACACCCUGCAAAAGUGGGGCUCCGAGCGCCCGCUCGGAGCCGAUUAUUGCAAGGAUGCGGCCAACAACAACCAAGCCGACGGAGCGCUGACCAGCGGGGACGAGAGCGGCCUCACGCAGCCGCACAGGCACCGCAAGGGUAUCCUCAAGAAUCGUCUGGGCUGUCCCCCCGCCCUCCAGGGGCUUUCAACAGUGGGCCGGGGAGCCAGUGAGCUCAAUUGGUACCGCACCUCCACCCUGGGCCACCGAGGUGUUCCUGCGGCCUCUUAUGGCCGCAUGUACUCGGCCUCGGUUGGUGCCGGAGGGGGUACGGGUUCCCUGUCGCAACCGGGAUCCCGCUACUCAUCCAGGGAGCAUCUGGACUCGCUCACCCGGAGGCAUCUGUCUCGGGAUCCUCUCGGGAGGCAAACCGUCGGGGGCUCGAGAGACCGGCUGGACUCUCGGGGAUCCCGGGACAAUCUGGACCUCUUACCCAGAAGGAGAGAACUGGGACAGGGCACAGGGUUGGCGGGGUUGGGGCUGGAUCACCAGCGAGUGUCGUCAUCCAGGGAGAACCUGACCUCCUCCAGGGACAGACUGGACAACCAUCACUCGGGCACUAUCCACGCUUCGCGAGAGGACUUGAGGGGAAAUGGCGGCGCUCUGGGUGGCAACGUGGAGGGCACUCUGAGCGGGUCCAGAUCUCAGUUGAACAUGCAAACUCGGCGACAGGCUUCAUCUCGAGAGCACCUGGCAGGUGCCCUGAUGAGCAGUAAGUCGAGGGAGCAGCUGGAGGCCAACGGGGUUGGAGCGCAGGCCCAACCCUGUCGGGAGUGGCUGCGCUCCCUGCCGCCCCGCCAGCCCUCGCACCCCGACCAGCCUCCGCCGUCCUCCCCGCCUCCGCCCAUUUCGGAGGAGCCCCAGCAAGAGCCCUUCCCAUCAUCGGCUCACGUUCGAGGACGCCUGGACUCUGCAUGUAGGUACCCCGGUCCGACGGGCGUUCCCAACAUGGGUAUGAACCCUCUGGGGAGACAACCCUCGAGCGAACACCUGGAUAUCCUCUCCUCCAUCCUCGCGUCCUUCAACCCCUCUGCCCUCACUCCCCCAAACGCUGCCUCCAACUCCGGGCCCAACGGCUCGACCCACUGCCCCUCCGCCUCCCUGCCACAGUCUGCCACUUCCCACAGCAUAUCAGAAGUUUCCCCUGACUCGGAAGCCAAUAGAAGCGAAGGGCAGUCUUGAUGACGGCCUUUGUAUUCCUUUAUGCAUUCCGAGGACAAGGUGAACCAGCGAGGCAGCGGAGGACUAAAACUCAGUUUUGGACACAGGUGAUGACAUUGUGCGGAAAAAAAAUAAGAUGCGGAUUUUGAUGGCUCAGAGGACAAAAACUGUUUACAAAACAUCACACUCAGUCAGAUGCAGACAGAAAAAAAUGAGUGGAAAAGACUGUACAGACAAAAAAAAACAUUUUUAUACGAUUUGUAUCUUUUUCAUUGGGGACAAAGGUGUCUCUCGUGAUGUUUUGGUUUUUUUGUAAUGUCUUUGAGUGAGGCUGGUGCGAGUGAGCUGUAUUGAAGUCACACAAAAAAAAACAUUUUUCAUCAAAGCUGCGUGGUAAUUGCAAAUGGCACAACAUCUGAUGAGAUCGCAAAGCAGAGUUGGAGGGAAACCGUUAACGUAUCGUUGGCUGAAGUGUAAAUAGAGGGCCGUUAUUAUUCCAAGUGAAGAGAUUUGAAUGGAACGAGAUGAUUGUAACGAGGACGACUGCGAAGAGGGCGCCGCGCGAGGCUUCAGGGUUUUGACCAUUAAAGCGCCGUCACAAGUUGUCGUGAGA
This is a messenger RNA of Hippocampus zosterae (dwarf seahorse), 11900 nucleotides long. It is a transcript of the gene celsr3, whose product is annotated as cadherin, EGF LAG seven-pass G-type receptor 3. The transcript has 37 exons. The record is from RefSeq and is a predicted model, not a curated record. Bases 110 to 11308 code for a protein of 3732 amino acids. Lineage: Eukaryota; Metazoa; Chordata; Actinopteri; Syngnathiformes; Syngnathidae. Gene Ontology annotation, cellular component: plasma membrane. Gene Ontology annotation, molecular function: calcium ion binding; G protein-coupled receptor activity. Gene Ontology annotation, biological process: G protein-coupled receptor signaling pathway; homophilic cell-cell adhesion; cell surface receptor signaling pathway.